AUGCAGGCGGUAGAGUUUACGUGUCAGUACUCGGACCAAGUGCGGAAGAAGCACAAGACGUGGCACGAUGGGAGGCUGAAGCUGAUACAGUCUGCUAAACGGCUUAUGUUGUAUAGCGGGGAGGAUAAAAAACUGCUUUGCAGCACCAUAAUGACCAGCGAGAGGGAAUUGCAGAGGAUCCUGGAGCCAGAAGACUUUGGCGCAACGGAACACCACAUUUUUGGUAGGUAUGUGGUUAUCAUUUGUGAAAGAGUGGGCGAGCACGAGGAGCCGACCGAGAGAAAGGCCACUGAGCCCCCGGUAAUGGCGAAACGACCAUUGGCCAAGGUACCGUCCAGAAAAUUACUGAAAUCUCCUGUCGCGAGCCAUGGAGACCAUCCUCUGGCAUUGAAAAUGAAUACGCCGUUUAAACCGCCAAGAUCGACCGCAAAGGCCAACAGGCCCUCGAUACGACAACGAGCGGUGAGAGAGGAGCAACGGCCAGCAGGGACAAAGGCGAGGGCACGCAUACGGCGAGUGAAGCAUCUGCCAAUAAUGCUAUAG
Molecule: messenger RNA, 543 nt
Organism: Torulaspora globosa
Lineage: Eukaryota; Fungi; Ascomycota; Saccharomycetes; Saccharomycetales; Saccharomycetaceae
Gene: MTE1
Product: Mte1p
Exons: 1
Coding region: 1-543 (180 amino acids)
Biological process (GO): double-strand break repair
Cellular component (GO): site of double-strand break; nucleus
Source: RefSeq, a predicted model, not a curated record